Zea mays is the source of this 1128-nucleotide messenger RNA. Its product is annotated as prenylated Rab receptor 2. Lineage: Eukaryota; Viridiplantae; Streptophyta; Magnoliopsida; Poales; Poaceae. Bases 152 to 832 code for a protein of 226 amino acids. The transcript has a single exon. Gene Ontology annotation, cellular component: Golgi apparatus; endoplasmic reticulum. The record is from RefSeq and is marked validated. Gene Ontology annotation, biological process: vesicle-mediated transport.
CUCUCCUCCUCCGUUCAGAUCCCCGCGAUCGAAGAGGCCAGGCCAGGCCAACAAGCGGCCAACCCGGCACAGCUGCGCAAGCCACCGCACCAAUCCCACAGCCCGAGGCCCGAUCCAGCGCCCGGCGGCUGGGGUUCGCCAGCGGCCCGCCAUGUCCUCCUCCACCGCGUCGUGGUCGCGCUACGGCGCCCUCCCCACCUCCCCCCCUGCGCCGCAGCUCAAGCCGGAGGACGUCGCGGCCGCGGGCGGCGAUGCGGCGCCCUCCUCCUCCUCGGCGGCGGCAACGGCGGCGGAGGCCGGGGUCGCCUUCUUCUCCCGCGCGCGAGCGUUCGCCGGGGCCGCGGCGGGCCGGCCGCGCGCGUGGCGUGAGGUGCUGGACCCGACGGCGUUCUCGUGCCCGGACAGCUGCGGGGAGGCCCGCGCGCGGGCGCGCCGCAACCUCGCCUACUUCCGCGCCAACUACGCGCUGGCCGCGCUCGCGCUCGUCUUCCUCGGCCUCGUCUACCGCCCCGCGUCCAUGCUCGCGUUCCUGGCGCUCUUCGUCGCCUGGCUCGGCCUCUACUUCGGCCGCGGCGGCGGGGAGCCGCUCGUGUGCCUCCGCCGCGAGGUGGACGACCGCGUCGUGCUGGCCGCGCUCUCGGCCGCCACCGUGCUCGCCGUCGCGCUCACCCGCGCGGGGCUCAACCUCCUCGUCUCCCUCGUCGUCGCCGCGGCCGUCAUCGGCGCGCACGCCGCCUUCAGGGUCAACCUGUACCUCGACGAGAGCGACGCGUUCGAUGUCGCCGGCGCCUCGUUCACGGACACCGCAUACGGCUACGCGCUCCCUAGCUGAUGGUAAACGGUGGGCGGCCAUGGGGUUGUUGAUCGUGUUCUGCUCUCUUCUUGAGGCAGGGGAUUCUUGGUGGCUCUGAUCCAUUAUCGGAUUUUGCAAGGCGUUCAUCAUCGUUGGUGCUGUGAUGUUCUUACUGCACCCUCUCUUCUAGACCGCAUUGUACCUAUAGUGAUUUUCGUGCUCGGUUUUUAGGGGAGAUUUUAGUUUGGUUCUGGUAUUGAGUGUAGUUUUUAGAGUAAAACAUAUGUGACUGGUACGAUUUGAAUCUGUUUGAAGAAAUAUGAAUUGAUUAUGUU